GUUUGCACUGCACUGCACUAGUAGACUACUACUGGACUGGACAACGCAGCUGGUUGGUACAAGGUGGAGAGUAGUGCUAGUGAUCAGUAGAAUCAUGACUUCCCGAACAGUGAUCACAAUAUCCCAGAGAGAAUUUCUUGUGAGGAAAUUUGAAGAAGGGAUGCACAGUUGUGGACAGAACACUCUGAAUGCUCGACAAGCUGCUGCUACUGAGACUGGCUUGACAUUAAAUACUAUAAACUAUUGGAUAAACAAUCACAAGAAACGGCACACCAGCUCUCAUUGUGACACUGUUCCUCGUGCUAGAACUAAAAAGCUGUCCACACGUAGGAAAUUAAGGCAGGCCUCUGGCUUUAAUGUCUUCAGUAAAGAGUUUCACAAACAACAAGAUCUCAAAGGGAAGACUCUCUCAGAUAAAUCAAAAUUGAUGGCAGAGGCUUGGAGAAAAAUCAGCACUGCUGAUAAGGAAAAGUACAAUGCAGUAGCAAACGAUAUUGAGGGUAGCAAUGAGGAGGAGGAUGAGGAGGAACUAACGCCGGAAAAAAAGAGGCAGCUCAUUGUUCGGGUUGCUAAGAGACAUCAGGGAGAUGCCAAUCUGCUGCAAUCACUUGGUUGUGAGAUGGCUACAAUGAUGUUUGUUGAUAAAAAGGUUUUAAGUGUGGGAACCACAGAUGGGAAAAAAUUUCUUCAAUCUCACCCUGCAAUCCUGUCAUCCUUCAGCUCCUACUUUCUGUAUGAUGACCUGUCCAAGAAACAAUUUGCUACCCCAGCCACUGCAGCCUCGGCAAGUACAACCAGUCUCAACACAAAUUCCAGCUCAUUCAAUGUUACCUCAACAAACGCAAACCCAAUCAACACCACCUCAUCUACUACAUCCAAAGCUGUUAUUUCCACUGUGAAGAAAUCAACCACUAAAACUACAACCAAAGCAACACCUUCUGGAAUCUUGUCCAAUCAAGCUAUUUCUAACACUGAUACCGUCAGUACGAUUUUUAUGAAAGGCAGAGAUGGAAGUAUUGUUGCGACAGGUACAGUGCUUCCUGGUGUACAUAAAACCAUUCAUGAUCGUCCUUGCCAAAAAGAUUGUGAAACGCUUUCCGUUGUGGAUGUUGUACAAGUUGGUGCUGAAGCUUGGUUUGAAGAUGCUUUUGGGGAAAAUAAAUUGAGCACAGGGAUCAUCGUGGAAUGGCCGAGCAGUAUGAUAUCAAACGUAGCUGAUGUCUCCCCACUUCAUACAAGAACUAAUCGCAAACGUAAAUAACCAGCUGACUAUAAAACUACUAUGAUAAUUGUUAUAAUUAUUGUAUAUACAAUUGUAAUAGGAAUGGUAAAGGUUUCCUUCCAUUUUAUUCGCGAUUCUAUAUUCUCUCUAUCUUGUGUACUGCAUGUAUACGUAAGUAAGAUUACGUUAUUAUUGUUUGUACGUACGUAUAUAAUUAUGUAUGUACAAUUGUAUGUAUGACAUAGAUAAUAAUUUAUGUCCGAGUUUAGGACUAUAUAUAUAAUUGUCAAAACUA
Messenger RNA from Halichondria panicea, 1517 nucleotides. RefSeq lists its product as uncharacterized. Bases 95 to 1261 code for a protein of 388 amino acids. The record is from RefSeq and is a predicted model, not a curated record. Lineage: Eukaryota; Metazoa; Porifera; Demospongiae; Suberitida; Halichondriidae. The transcript is spliced from 5 exons.